UACAUUUUUUUUCUGCUUCAUUUUUCACAUCGAUGACGAUUCAAUCACGCAUGAAAUAUUUCAAUUGAAAUUGUGUUGCUCACACAUAUUGAUGAUAUUGUUUGCUGUUUGCUUUUAGUUUCCGAGAUCUUUCAUUUUCAUUUCGUUUCUUGACACUGAUCGUGUCAGAUCAAUGUGAGGUGUGUGUGAUUGAAGUCGACUGAAACAAAAUAUUACCAAUAUCCCGAGGUAAAAUAAAAUGAAGGGCAUUCACUUAGGUAUACUCUGCGGUUCUUUGACGCUGCUGGCACUUGGAAGUGCACAAUUUUAUGGCAGCUAUGGAAGAGAUGUUCUCAUCAGACCACAACUGCCACCUUAUCCAUACAGAUCGAAUCCAUUCGAAAUUCAAAGCCGAUUGGCUCCAGCUGCGUUAUCUCUGAGCCGAGUUGGCGCAGCCAUGCCACAAAAUGUUCGUGCAAUUUCACAAGGUGCAGAACAAUUCUCGUUUGAUAUGUACCGGGCCAUAGCACAUGCAAUUCAAAAUUACGAUGCAAAUUUUGUAAUUUCACCAUUCUCCGUCUGGUGUUUGAUGCUGUUAGUUUCCGAAGGAGCCGUUGGUCAGACAUACGAUCAAAUACAGCGUGUGCUUCGAACGCCAAAUGAUUUGAACAAUUUGCGAGCAGCUUAUAAGACUUUCCAGCGUAUUUUGCUGGUUAAUACUACAACGGUUGAAUUGGCUGUGAAUCAAGCAUUGUUUUCCGAUAUAAAUCGCCCAAUUGAGUAUUCGUACGCGAGCAUUUUGCAAAACGAAUAUGAAGCCGAUCAUCUUCCGGUUGACUAUCGAACACCUGCCAAUGCGGUCAAAGUGAUUAAUGAUCAUAUCACCUGGAGAACACAGGGCAAAAUUAAAGAUGUCGUAAAACCAGAUGAUUUAUUUGACGCUCAACUGUUGCUCACAUCGACGAUUUUCUUCAAAGGACAAUGGACGUUCCCAUUCAAUGUGAGCCUAACGAAAGAACAACCCUUUUAUAGAGAAAAUGGUGACUAUGUCGCUCACGUGCCUAUGAUGUAUCAACGAAACGUAUUGCCGUUCGGAAUAAUCAAUGCUUUAGAUGCAAGUGUUCUUGAGCUCCCUUAUGGUAAAGAGGAUCGCCUGUGUAUGCUUUUAAUUCUACCUCGUCGCAACGCAACUUUGACAAAUGUGUUUGAAAAUUUGCGCAAUUUCGAUAUCGCUAAGAUUAGCGCUGAACUCCAUAAGUACGACCACACUGAUGACUAUGAUGAGACUGAAAUUGAAUUAUCGUUGCCAAGAUUUAAUAUCGAUUCGGACUUGGAGCUUCGCACCGUUCUUGAGCACUUGGGCAUGAAAGAUGUAUUUGACCCGAUUUCCGCGAAUCUUUCGAAAAUGUCCAGGCAAGCAACGUAUGUGUCGCGUGUUUUCCACAAGGCUGUUAUUGAAGUCAAUGAGGUUGGCACUGUUGCAGCGGCCGUUUCAUCUGGUUCCGUAUCAUUCAAACAAAGUCCGGUCGAAUUCGUUUUCAAUCGGCCAUUUGGAUUUUUGAUCACCGAAAAAACCACCAGCACUCUUUUAUUCGCCGGUCAAGUUCGGCAUCCACUUAUAAAACGUGAAAUGCCUCCUCUUCAUCAUUCGUUCAAAUAUUUUACGAUUUUGUGCUGGAUUUUUAGUGAGUCAAUCCAUUUUGGUUUGGCAAAUGAGCAAUUCGGAGAAUCGAUAAUAUUUCCAUCGACAUUCCUGCAGCAGGGACUGCAACGUCAUAGAUCAUUAGAUUUGCUGACAAAUAAUGCAAUUAACAGUGAAAGUGUUGUACAAUUUUCGCGAUCAGCCGAAGCGUUUUCUUUGGAAUAUUUUCAACAUCUGUCCCGACUUGAAGCGACUAAAAGUGGUAAUGUAAUUAUAUCGCCACUUUCGAUCUGGUCACUGCUGUUGCUAUUGGCAGAGGGAUCGUCAGGUCAAACUUAUGAACAGUUAGCCACCGUGCUGCGUUUGCCAUCCGAUUUAACGAAAAUCCGUCGUGUCUAUAAAUAUCUGCAAAAUGCAUUCGAACAAAACAACACGGCCGUUGAACUAACAUCCAAUCAAGUGCUAUUUUGCGAUAUUAAUCGACCGGUCGAUAUUGAUUUUCAAGAUAAAUUGGAGCAUACAUACGAGGCUGAUUAUUUUCCAGUUAAUUUUAUUGAACGUUUCGAAGCGGUCAACAAAAUCAAUAAGUAUGUCAGUGAUAAAGUCAAAGGCAAAAUUGAUCGAAUCGUUGAACCGAACGACUUGAACGGGGCGAAUAUGGUGCUCGUUUCGGCGAUAUUUUUUCAAGGACGAUGGAAAAAUCCAUUCAAAUUGGAAGAUACACGGGAUUUACCAUUUUACAACGAAAAUGGCGUGACUAUAACGAAUGUGCCAAUGAUGUUCCGUAAAGGUGGCUGCUCUCACAUUCGUGUCCCAUCGCUCGAAGCAGAAAUCAUUGAACUUGCCUAUGGAUUUGAUCAGAAAUUCAGCAUGGUCGUUUUCUUACCCAACAAACAAGUACCACUCGUAAAAGUGAUCGAUAAUUUGCGAAUUUUGGGCUUACACACUAUCAUUGAUUAUCUUAAUCAGUCCGAAGAAGAUGCAGAUCUUGAAAUUUACCUACCGCGAUUCUCAAUUUCCUCCGACUAUAAGUUGAAUAGCAUUCUACAGAGAAUGGGCUUAUUCGAUUUGUUUGAUCAAAAACGGGCGAAUUUGUCGAAGAUAUCAAAGCAUGCAACAUUUGUGUCACAAUUCGUACAGAAGGCUGUGAUUGAUGUGAAUGAAAAGGGAACCGUCGCUGCAGCAGUUACUGCAUCAAUUUCAUUCCAAUCGAUUCCUUCGCAAUACUAUGUCAAUCGGCCGUUUGCUUUCAUGAUUGUCGAACGCACCACCAACACCAUUCUAUUUUGCGGCCAUGUGAGAAAUCCAACAAAUGUAUGAAUUUCGUUUUUUAACAAUAACUUUUGCGUAGAAGAAUGAAAAAAAAUUAAGAAAAAAAUUAAAAAUAUAAAAAAAGGAAAAAUGAAAGUAAUUUGACAGCUUAAAAAAAAGCGAA
This is a messenger RNA of Sitodiplosis mosellana (orange wheat blossom midge), 3056 nucleotides long. RefSeq lists its product as uncharacterized. Lineage: Eukaryota; Metazoa; Arthropoda; Insecta; Diptera; Cecidomyiidae. The coding region runs from base 239 to 2941 and encodes 900 amino acids. Gene Ontology annotation, molecular function: serine-type endopeptidase inhibitor activity. The transcript is spliced from 8 exons. The record is from RefSeq and is a predicted model, not a curated record.